This is a messenger RNA of Nicrophorus vespilloides, 2766 nucleotides long. Its product is annotated as G protein-activated inward rectifier potassium channel 3-like. Gene Ontology annotation, biological process: potassium ion import across plasma membrane; regulation of monoatomic ion transmembrane transport. Gene Ontology annotation, cellular component: plasma membrane. The transcript is spliced from 6 exons. Bases 970 to 2565 code for a protein of 531 amino acids. Gene Ontology annotation, molecular function: inward rectifier potassium channel activity. Lineage: Eukaryota; Metazoa; Arthropoda; Insecta; Coleoptera; Silphidae. The record is from RefSeq and is a predicted model, not a curated record.
UAUGUUUUAUUCAUUAAUUUAUCAUUUUCUUACCUGCUCAUUUGUUCUUCUCUAUUCCGUUCGCAUAAGCAUCGACUAGUAAUCGGUCUGUCUGUCUGUCUGUCGGUCGGUCGAUCGGCCAAUUAAAUUUAAUCGCUUCGCUUUUGCCGUGCAGAAAAACAUCCAUUAUUUAAUAUUGUUAUUAGCAUCAUCUCCGUUUCGACGUAGCCGCCUAUUAUUUAUAUUGGCCGACAAUUAAGGACUAAUCUUUACAGUCUGCUUAUUAAUCAUCGCACAUUCAAUGAUCUACUUCAAUUGUUUCAUUAUUGUUUAAACGUUAGGAUAAUCUAAUUUGCUUUUAUUUUCUUACAUAAUUUCUAAUAUUUAUGUCGCAACAUGCGCUUUAACAACAUACACAUUUUUUUUGUGAGCAUAUGCAACUUUGUUUUCUCUUACGUUACGUUACGUCAUUAUACAUUUGUUAUAAUGUAGGCAACUUAAUAAUCGCUCAAUUAACAAUUACAACAUUCACAUCGCACAACUAAUACGAAUUUGAAUUUCGAUGCUAAUUUUAACUCGUUUCCAAUACAACAUUUCACUGUAUGCAACCAAUUGAACUCGCGGCGGCGCGAACAGUUUAAAUUCAUUAAUAGCUUAUCCGUAACAAUAAUUAAUGCAAUUUAACUGCAACAACAACAACAAAAAUACACGAUUUCUUUGUGUCGAUGCGAAUCGCGAGUUUUCCUUUUUUUUUUCCGAUCGUCUUUUUUCUCUUUCUUUUUUUUGCUUCUCUUCUCUUUCCGUCCUUUACGCAAGUCUCCGCCGCUUCACCGUGUACUUUUAUUAUUUCGCCGGUCGCGUCGCAAUCGGCCGCACGCAGAAGCGAUCCCUUCGCCAGAAACAAAAAUAAUCUUGUUAGCAAUUUUUUGUUCGUUUCUGUGAUUUGUUGAAAUUGUGUUGUUUUGUUUUGUGUUUUGUUUUUUUGUGAAGAUGGUCGAGGAUGCGGCUUGUUUGGAGGAAGGAAAGGGCCACGGGGACGGCGACGUCCCGGCGGCGGCUGCGGCGGACAGUCAAUGGGAGAAGUUGCUAGGCAACGGACGCGUUCCUGUUCCGCUUCCGGCGUCGGCGACAAUUCCGGUUCCGGUUCAGCCGGAAAGGCGAAGGUCGUCGGUCGGAAGUCUUUUCAGCAGUUUCCGGAGGAGCUUCAGAUUCACAACGGGUGGCGCUAAGGGUGCAGGAGGAGGCGCCUCCACAGGACACGUCUUCAGCAGAUAUCGACAGUCGAGGUUCAAUGCGCGUCGCAUAAGGAAGAGGGUCGUGUUCAAGCACGGCGACUGCAACGUGGUGCAAGGAAACGUGGCGAAGCGGAGCACCAGAUACCUGCAGGACAUCUUCACGACUUUGGUGGACGCGCAAUGGCGCUGGACCCUCUUCGUCUUCUCGAUGAACUUCCUGCUGUCGUGGUUGGCUUUCGCCGUCGUCUGGUGGUUCAUCAGCUUCACGCACGGCGAUCUCGUCCCGCAGAAUUUCAGCAAUUCCAGCUGGACGCCGUGCGUGACGAACAUAAGGGAUUUCACGUCGUGCUUCCUGUUCAGCGUCGAGACGCAGCACACGAUCGGAUACGGAAAUCGAACGCCGACGGAGGCCUGCCCCGAAGCCAUCUUCUUCCUCUGCCUUCAAUCGAUCACCGGCGUCAUGAUACAAGCCUUCAUGGUGGGCAUCGUCUUCGCGAAACUGUCGCGUCCCAAGAAACGCACGCAGACGUUGCUCUUCUCCAGGCACGCGGUCAUUUGCCAAAGGGACGGCACGUUGUGUCUGAUGUUCAGGGUCGGCGAUAUGAGGAAAUCGCACAUCAUCGAAGCACACGUCCGGGCGCAACUGAUCAGGCACAAGGUGACCAAGGAGGGCGAAAGUCUGCCGUUCUAUCAGACGGAACUGAAGGUCGGAGGUGACGGGGAGGAGGACAAGAUCUUCUUCAUAUGGCCGACGACUAUAGUGCACAAGAUCGAUAAGACAUCGCCGCUCUAUCAAUUGUCGGCGACGGAUCUUUUGCGCGAACGCUUCGAAAUCGUCGUCAUAUUAGAGGGCGUGAUCGAGUCGACGGGGAUGACGACGCAAGCCAGAUCCAGUUACCUCCCUUCGGAGAUCCUCUGGGGUCACCGCUUCCAGACGCUCGUCUCCUUCAAAUCGCUGAACGGCGAAUACGAAGUGGAUUACGCCCUCUUCAACAACACCGUCGAAGUCGACACCCCACUGUCCAGUGCCAAGCAGCUCGACGAAUUCGGCAUCGUCGAGCAACAGAUGUCGUACGACUUUUCGAACAGGUCGCCGUCGAGCAACACCCUGUGCAGCAUGGACUCGAUGUCGAUUGACCUGAGCCUCGCCGACGGCGGCCUCCACCUGCACCAGCACCACAACCAUCUACAUCACGAGAACCACUUUCAAAUAGGCGGCGGCAAUCUGCAUUGCUCCUCCUCGUCGCCCAACACCGAUUCAACGGCCAUCCUUUUGAGUCGCAACAGUGGCACCUCUUCCUUCGGUCGUCGCAUGUCCGCUCCGCACAACCACACCACCGUGGCUGUCUGAAAACAAACAAACAAACAAACAUAAUCAAACAAUCAUCAAUCAAUUUCAGAUUGAAUUGUUCGACGAAUCAAAGGUAAUUUGAUUCCGAUUCCCGCCUUUUUAUAUAUAUAUAUAUAUACAUACAUAUUAAUGCAAGAUGAGUUGCAUAAAUCGCAUCGUUAUUUUUUUAUAUUUAUUUUUUUUUUAAUAUACAUAUAUAUU